Myxozyma melibiosi is the source of this 900-nucleotide messenger RNA. RefSeq lists its product as uncharacterized. The record is from RefSeq and is a predicted model, not a curated record. Gene Ontology annotation, molecular function: calcium ion binding. The transcript has a single exon. Bases 236 to 796 code for a protein of 186 amino acids. Gene Ontology annotation, biological process: mitochondrial calcium ion homeostasis; calcium import into the mitochondrion. Gene Ontology annotation, cellular component: uniplex complex. NCBI's taxonomy places the organism in Eukaryota, Fungi, Ascomycota, Lipomycetes, Lipomycetales, Lipomycetaceae.
AUAUCAUUAUAUAUUCAAUUACAAGUCAAUUGUAUAUCAACCGCUACUCAAUUGAUAUCACAACUACAUCCACCGAUAACACCAGACCGGCAACAAAACCGCUGCCUCACUGCGGCGACUACCCCGCCGCGCCGCUUUCCCCCACAGCGACUUAUUUCUGCUCCUCCUCCUCCUCCUUCCCUCCUCACCUCUUCACCUCUCCUCCCCUUCACCACCUCUCCUCACCUCUCCUCUCAUGUCCUCCUCCUCCUCCCCCCCGUCGUCCCGCGCGGUCGCCAUCUUCCGCAAACAUGCCUCCGGCCAACUCGACGGCGAGCCUCACAUGACCACCGACGACUUCGUCGCCGCCAUCGCCCCCCCUAACGAGGACUACCACAAAAUCGCCCGCGAGUCCUACGCCGUCCUCUUCUCCGCCGCCGACCGCUCCCAAAAAGGCCUCGUCUCGAUCCAGGACUGGAUCUACUUUGAAAACUUGCUCAAGAAGCCCGACGCCGAAUACCAAAUCGCCUUUCGGCUUUUCGACACCGACGGCAACGGCGUCGUCGACUACGACGAGUUUAUCAGAUACUACAACCAAAACAAGUCCGAUAACUCCUUCCCCUUUGACUGGAACGCGCCAUGGGCUUCUCUCUACUGCGGAAACAAAAACCGUCGUCAUGCUAUGACUUAUGACCAGUUUGCCCAGAUGCUCCGCGGUCUUCAGGGUGAGCGCGUGCGCCAGGUACACCCCCUUUCUCUCUUUCUCCCUUUCUCAAUUACACCUCCCUCUCUCAACUUCUCUGAACUUCUCAUCUAACAGUAUCUAGGCCUUCCACUACUACGACAAAAAAGACACCGGCUUCAUCGAGCCCUGGCAAUUCCAGAAAAUCGUCGAGCAGACCCAAAAACACAAGCUCUCCG